GUGAUUGAUUACAUUUAAAAACGUGUACUGUUACAUUUAAACAACAAAUACUUUUUUAUAAAAAGUAAUCAAUUUUUGUAUAAUACAUUAAUAAUUAAAUAACUGAUUGUCAUUAUAAAAUGGAUGUAGGUGAAUUAUUAUCAUACAAACCUCCGUCAACAACAAAACGUACACAUGCCGACGAUAAUGACGAUGAUGAUGACUGGGACAAUGGAAAGAAGAAAAAAAUAAAUAAAACUCCUUAUCAUCCAAGACAAAGUUAUACUAAAGAAGUAGAAUUAACUCCUGUAAGAAGUCAACCUGAACCUCCUACCCCGACUCGUAAUUCAUCAUCACGAACAGGAUCAGAUUCAACUGCUAAUGACAUCGUUGAGCCUGAAUUGACAGAUAAACAAAAAGCUGAAAUUUUAAAACUUGUUGAGGCAGAAACUCCAGAAGUUGAAGCUCUUGACGAAGCUAAUCUCAAGCGCAUGGUUUUGUUAUUUGAAAAACGUGCUUUUAGAAAUCAGGAAAUGAGAGUUAAAUUUCCUGAUCAGCCUGAAAAAUUUAUGGAAUCUGAAGUAGAAUUACACGAGACACUUCAAGAACUUCAUGUAGUUGCGACAAAUCCAGAAUUGUAUCCAUUGAUGGUUGAACUUCGAGCAAUACCUUCACUGCUUGAAUUAUUGUCUCAUGAAAAUACAGACAUCGCUGUCGGGGUCGUUGACCUUCUGCAAGAGUUAACAGACGUGGAUAUAUUGCAUGAGAGUCAAGAUGGAGCUGAUGCGUUGAUUGAUGCUCUUCUAGAUCAACAAGUUUCAGCAUUGUUGGUACAAAAUCUUGAUAGACUUGAUGAAACUGUUAAAGAAGAGAGUGACGGCGUGUUCAAUACUUUAGCUAUUUUUGAAAAUCUGUUGGAAUUUAGGCCAGAAUUGUGUGUCGAUGCUGGCAAACAAGGACUGUUGCAAUGGUUACUCCGUCGUCUCAAAGCCAAACUACCAUUUGAUGCUAAUAAAUUGUAUGCCAGUGAAUUAUUAUCAAUAUUAUUGCAACAAAGUUCAGAGAAUAAUUUAUUAUUAGGUGAUCUUGACGGCAUUGAUGUUUUGUUACAACAAUUGGCUUACUAUAAACGUCAUGACCCUCAAACAGCCGAAGAACAAGAAAUGAUGGAAAAUUUAUUCAACGUUUUGUGUUCCAGUUUAAUGGAAACUGUUAAUAGAGAUAGAUUUUUACGUGGUGAAGGUUUACAGCUGAUGAAUUUAAUGUUAAGAGAAAAAAAAUUAUCGCGUAAUGGAUCACUAAAAGUACUAGACCACGCGAUGAAUGGACCAGAUGGCAAAGACAAUUGUACUAAAUUUGUAGACAUACUUGGACUUCGUACAAUAUUUCCAUUGUUUAUGAAAACGCCAUCGAAAAAUCGUAAAAAAGUUUUCACUGCUGAAGAGCAUGAAGAACAUGUUGUUUCUAUAAUUGCUAGUAUGUUAAGAAAUUGUAAAGGUCAACAACGUCAGAGAUUACUCAGUAAAUUUACCGAGAAUGAUUUCGAAAAAGUUGAUCGUUUAAUGGAGUUGCAUUUCAAGUAUCUUGAAAAAGUUGAAGAAGUUGAAAGUAAUGCUAAAGAAGACGAUGAUGAAGAAGAAUCUUAUAUAAAAAGACUAGACGGUGGAUUAUUUACAUUACAAUUAGUUGAUUACGUACUACUAGAGGCAUGCGCUGGUUGUCCACCAGCAGUUAAACAGCGUGUGACACGAAUAUUAUCUCAACGACGAGCAUCACUUAAAACAAUCAGGCAUAUCAUGAGAGAGUACGCAGGAAACCUUGGAGAAGCAGGAGACGCAGAGUGGAGGGAAGCUGAACAACAGAGAAUUUUACAAUUAAUCGAUAAAUUUUAAAUUGUCAAAUUUUUUUCUUCCUUCUUUUUUUUAAUAAAUGAUACAAUAAAAGAAAAAG
Messenger RNA from Microplitis demolitor, 1929 nucleotides. Its product is annotated as beta-catenin-like protein 1. Gene Ontology annotation, cellular component: spliceosomal complex. The transcript is spliced from 6 exons. NCBI's taxonomy places the organism in Eukaryota, Metazoa, Arthropoda, Insecta, Hymenoptera, Braconidae. The record is from RefSeq and is a predicted model, not a curated record. The coding region runs from base 120 to 1871 and encodes 583 amino acids.